Alternaria infectoria is the source of this 870-nucleotide messenger RNA. RefSeq lists its product as uncharacterized. NCBI's taxonomy places the organism in Eukaryota, Fungi, Ascomycota, Dothideomycetes, Pleosporales, Pleosporaceae. The record is from RefSeq and is a predicted model, not a curated record. The transcript has 3 exons. Bases 1 to 870 code for a protein of 289 amino acids.
AUGCCCGAGUUCACCGACAGCUCCAAACAGCUCGCCUCCUCCACGGUUAAGGAAGCUCCGACCAAGCCCGGAGACCAUCGCACCAGGAUUAUUGCUCGUCUUCGCGAUCAAGAAAUCCAUGUUCCGGAUGUGCAUUACAUAUACACGGACUGGGCAGCUAAAGUGCACCCGGAUGUUCUGGUGCUGAGACAGCAUCUAGAGGGAUAUUUCCAAACGUUCAUCAGUACCGAGAGCCAAAGGAAGAAGCAACGCCGGGUAGACAACGGACUCUGCGCGGGAUACUUUUGGACACAUGUGGAACCAGAGAAGUUUGUUAUUCUAGGAGAGCUUGUGGCCUGGAAGGGCCAGUCGAGAGAAGCACGUGAUCGGUUUGCUGAAACCAUCUACGACUUUAUCCGCGGCGUCAAGACAUCUCAGGCUACAUGGGCGCAAGGGAUGUCUACUCUCGAGGAAUAUACAGCGCGCCGUUUGAGAACUGUUGGUACAAACCCGUGCAUUGCUGUCAUGCAAUGGGCCUACAACCUCACUCUUCCACCGUCGAUCUGGAAACACGAAGCUGUAGUAGCCAUAACGCGCGAAGUAGCCAUCUCCGACUUCCUCUGGAACGACAUUGUGAGCUUGCGGAAGGAAAUAGACGACGGCGAUAUCGAUUCUGCCAUCCCGGUGAUGGUAUGGAACGAGGGAUGUAGUGCGCAGGUUGCCGUCGAUCGAUGUGUGAAGAUGGUGGAGGAGAGCUGGGCGAGGCUGUUGGAGGCAGAGACCCGACUUGUAAAGGCGCAUGCUCAAGAGUCUGAGCAAACCAAGCGCGAUAUCGAGACGUUGGUUGGCGGGUGUAAGGACGUAUUGGUUGGACAUAUGGUUUACUCGUGA